This is a messenger RNA of Pyricularia pennisetigena, 1068 nucleotides long. RefSeq lists its product as uncharacterized. Gene Ontology annotation, cellular component: membrane. The coding region runs from base 1 to 1068 and encodes 355 amino acids. The record is from RefSeq and is a predicted model, not a curated record. Gene Ontology annotation, biological process: carbohydrate transport; transmembrane transport. Gene Ontology annotation, molecular function: carbohydrate:proton symporter activity. NCBI's taxonomy places the organism in Eukaryota, Fungi, Ascomycota, Sordariomycetes, Magnaporthales, Pyriculariaceae. The transcript is spliced from 4 exons.
AUGAGCGAGAAAGCCGAAGUCAGCCCCCAGCCGGGCACUGGCCCCGACAUCGAGGCCACGGGCAAAAAUCCCACUGCCCUGCCGGGCUACGAAGAUGUCACUCACGAGAAGGGCACCGAUGCCUACAACCGCGCCGGCGCCAUCGAGGCCGAGCAGCAGGAGCUGUCCAUGACCGUCAUGGAGACCGUCAGGGCAUAUCCCGCUGCCACCUUCUGGGCCUUUAUCAUGUCUUGCACCAUUAUCAUGGAAGCCUACUGCGUCUUCUUGAUGGGCAACUUUAUCGCCAUCGACAGGUUCAAGAACCGCUUUGGUGAAUUCAGCGAGGCCGAGAACGGAAACAUCAUCACCACCCCUUGGCAAUCCGGACUGCAAAUGACGGGGCCCGUCGGAGCCUUCAUUGGUGUCAUGAUCGCCGGUCCCAUUACGAGCAAGAUUGGCUACCGCUGGGCCACGAUCGGCGGUCUCAUGGCCCUCAACGGCUUCAUUUUCGUCUUUUACUUUGCCAACUCCUUGGCCGUCAUGUUGGUGUCCCAGCUUCUCGAGGGUAUCCCUUGGGGAAUCUUUAUUGCCAACGCACCGGCAUACUGCAGUGAAAUCGUCCCCAUGCGCUUGAGAGCACCUUGCACCCAAAUGUUGCAAAUGUUCUGGGCUAUUGGAGCCAUCAUUGUCCAGGCCGUCACUUACCAGUACAACGAGGUCGAUGCCGACAUCGCAUUCAGGAUCCCCAUCGCACUCCAAUGGAUGUUCCCCACUCCUCUCGCCCUCCUCAUCUGGUACGGUCCCGAGUCGCCCUGGUGGCUUACCCGCAAGGGCAGACUCGACGAGGCCGAAAAGGCCGUCAGGCGCCUGGGUCGUGCAUCGGCCAACGAAAACCCGGCCGCUACCGUCGCCAUGAUGAAGCGCACCAUCGACCUCGAAAAGACCACAAAGGAGCCCAGCCUGAUCGAGCUGUUCAGGGGCACCGACCGCUACAGAACCCUCAUCGUGUGCUGCGUCUACGCUGCUCAGAACCUGACGGGCAACCUCAUCGCCAACCAAGCCGUGUUUUUCUUCCGACGUGAGUGUUAA